Molecule: messenger RNA, 1258 nt
Organism: Acanthopagrus latus (yellowfin seabream)
Lineage: Eukaryota; Metazoa; Chordata; Actinopteri; Spariformes; Sparidae
Gene: rexo2
Product: small fragment nuclease
Exons: 7
Coding region: 58-912 (284 amino acids)
Cellular component (GO): mitochondrion
Molecular function (GO): 3'-5'-RNA exonuclease activity; nucleic acid binding
Source: RefSeq, a predicted model, not a curated record
UGGCUGCGUCUAGUAUCCGGAAACAUAAAGGAGGAGGAAGAAGAAGCGGUCCUCAGGAUGCCGGUGUGUCUUCGUACCUCAGCAGCAGUUCUCGUCAACGGUCCCUUGAAGUUUCUGUGUAGGAGCCGGCGGCCCGUCCAGCGGUCCAGCCAGGCAGCCUAUCAUUCUCACCACAUUAGAGUGCUGCCGAAACCCGCACAAUUCAGCCGUGAAAUAAUCCCGUUGACCGCAGCAGGAACGUGUCCUGACAUUUCUUUCAGAUUUGGUUCCAUUUUUAACGGUCAGGUUUCCAGAAAAGUCUGCAUGUCGUCCCCCGCGAUGUCCCAGAGAAUGGUUUGGGUCGACCUGGAGAUGACAGGUCUGGACAUUGAGAAGGAUCAAAUCAUCGAAAUGGCGUGCAUUAUCACAGACUCUGACCUGAACAUUUUGGCUGAGGGACCCAACUUGAUAAUUAAUCAGCCAGAUGAGCUGCUGGAAGGGAUGUCAGAGUGGUGUAAAGAACAUCAUGGAAAGUCAGGACUGACCCAGGCUGUACGGGAUAGUAAAAUAACCCUGGAACAAGCAGAAUAUGAGUUCCUGUCCUUCAUCAGACAGCACACCCCACCUGGACAGUGUCCCCUCGCUGGUAACUCCGUGCAUGCAGACAAGAGGUUUCUGGACAAGUUCAUGCCACAGUUUAUGUAUCACCUUCACUACAGAAUCAUUGAUGUCAGCACCAUCAAGGAGCUUUGCAGGCGGUGGUUUCCAGAUGAAUACAAUAUGGCGCCUCACAAGAAAGCAACCCACAGAGCCUUGGACGACAUCUGUGAGAGUAUUAAAGAGCUGCAGUACUACAGAGCCACUGUCUUCAAAUCCUCAACAGACAACAAGAAGAGCACGAUUGUAGAGAAUGGAGGCAGCAGCAAUAGUUAGCACACCAGUGACUCUUUCGAGCCGUCAGAGUUUUGGUGCCACAUUUCCUGAAGAAAGCCGUUUCAGCAUUCAAUGUGAUUAUCAUUUUCACUGCUUUUAGUUUCUGUUCCUAUUUAGCUGGCCAGUGAUCCUUUAUUUUAGUGUUUUUCAAAAGUUAAAAGUAGAGGUUUCAUCAAAGGGAGCAAGACCGGUGUAACAAUUUAUUCAAGUGUAAAACAGGAACAUUUGAAAAUGAUCUUUGGUCCUUUGCAGUUUUGUAUUUAUUUAGACAUCUUGGUCUAGGAUUGACUGUCAUUUUCCUGUUUUUAGAAUAAAACCAAAUAAACUAUUGUGCCUGAGGAAAUGA